UACGAGGUAUUGCACUUCGAUCACCGAUAUGUAUGUUUCAGGUCCAGUAUGGUAUCCCAUAGUAGGUAACUUUCAUAUUUUAAAAAGUCUAUCGAAAUCAGAAGGAGGACAACACAAAGCUUUUGCAAAAUUAUCGAAAAUUUAUAACUCGAAUAUAAUAGGAUUGAAGUUGGGAACAGAAAAAUUAGUUGUUGUGUCAUCUUUUGAUUUAAUAAAAGAAGUUGCCUACGGACACGAAUUUAAUGGUAGGCCAAGAAAUUUUUUCUUAAAGCUUCGAUCUAUGGGUACGAGAAAAGGUAUUGUUGGAACUGAUGGAGAACAUUGGAAAAUACAGAGACAUUUUGUAGUCACUCAUCUUCGAUCUCUCGGUUUUGGUCUGAAAACUAUGGAUGAUAUGGUUCGAGAAGAAGUCACCGAACUACUAUCAAUUUUAAAACAAAGCAAAGAGAAUGAAAUUAAAAUAGUACCGAUCAUCUCAGUGUCCGUAUUGAAUGUUUUAUGGAGAUCAUUGAGUGGGUCUAGAUUAGAUCGCUCUGAUCCAAAUCUUCAGUAUUUGUUGGAUUUAUUGGAUAAAAGGGCGUUGGCCUUUAAUAUGGCAGGAGGAGUGUUGAACACGUUUCCUUGGUUAAGAUUCAUAUCCCCCGAAAAAUCCGGAUAUAAUUUAGUUAUUGAAUUGAAUAAAGAACUCAAAGCUCUACUAAUGAAAACUAUAAACGCACAUUAUGAAACUUGGACAGACGGAAGAGAUGAUGAUUUGAUAUAUUCCUUUAUCUCAGAAAUGAAAAAAAGUAAUGGAGCUCCAACAACAUUUACAGAGGAUCAGUUGUUGAUGGUAUGUUUGGAUAUAUUUAUAGCUGGUUCUCAAACAACAAGUAAUACUUUAGAUUUUGCCAUAAUGAUGAUGAUAUUGUACCCAGAAAUACAAGAAAAAGUUAGAAAUACUUUGAAUGAAGCUUUCGAUAAAACAGAACAUAUAAGCUACAAUUGCAGAGGAAGGGUGCCUUAUAUAGAAGCAGUUAUCAGUGAGGUUCAGAGGUAUUGUCACGUUAUACCUGUUAGUGGACCAAAACGAACUGUCAAAGAUGCAAUUUUAGGAGGAUAUCGUAUUCCUAAGGAUACUACUUUGCUAUUCAGCUUUUAUUCCAUAAAUAAUGACGAAAGUUAUUGGAAAGAUCCAGAAGUGUUUAGACCGGAGAGAUUUUUAGAUAGUGAAGGCAGACUGUCAGUUCCUGAACGAUUUGCACCCUAUGGAUUCGGAUUAAGAAGAUGCAUAGGAGAAGUAUUAGCGAGGACCAGUAUAUUCACUAUUUUCGGCGAAAUUUUAAGGAACUACAUGAUCGUGGAAGCAACUGGAUCGCAAAAACCCACAGAAAUAUUUGUUUCCGGAAUUACGCUGAUUCCAAAACAAUACGAAGCAAAAUUCAUUAGAAUCUCUCACUGAUUUCACCGAAUUUGAAAAUAUACAGAGUAGCGCGAAACGAGUUGUCAUGUUGUCACAGUGAACAGUAUUUCGCGAAGAUAACCUCUUAGCACCUCUUACUAAGAGCCGAGUUUUAGCAAUGGUACCGUGGAUGAUGGAGUGUGUAUUUAGUUGAUUUAAUAUUUUAAAAACGAUUUUUUCUUCAGCCAAUGGACAAUUCCAAAUCGAUACUCCUAUAGGGUGAAACAUUUUGAACUGACGGAUAAGUCAAGAAGAAGAAACAAUAUGUUCGCCCCUUUUCGGUUGGACACCAAGCAAUAUUGAAACAUUGAAAUGAGUGAUGUUUAAUAGACAGUACGAGGGUGGUUUAAAUAUAAACUUGAAUUUUGCUAUAAAACGUUUAUUAUGUUGCAGAGCUGAUUUUUUUUACACUUUUUUAGACAAUACUCAUCACACUUUACACACUUUUACCAUGUCUCCGGAAGCUUUUGGGCUGCCUUUUUCGUAAAAAUAACAGUCACAUGGCGAUAAAUCAGGACUGUAAUAAGGGUAUUACGUUUUACCCAAUUCGUUUAAUUUUUCCGAGCUGUAUGCGGUCUGGUGUUGUCUUACAGCAAUCUGGCACUACAGAUUGGAUUAUCGCUUCAUUUUGAUCCGUAAACAGAUUUCACCGUAUUUUUAGGGGGUUGCUAUAAUACUGCACUUUCACUUUUCGUUUUUCAUUAAGAAAACAUGUCCCAAAACACUGGACAUAGCACAUUUCUUACUGACAGUGUACACUCCGGAAUAUAGUGGUGUAUUCAAGUCUCGUCUGUGGUGACUAAUCGAUGCAAUAAAUUUUCUUCUACCUCUUCAUACCGCUGCAGGAGACGCGUGCAAGCUUCCCAGGAAGAGAAUUUCUCAAAAUUCAGAAGUAAUGGCACCCAUCUGGCUAAAAUAUUGCGGUAACCAAUCCGUUCUUGAAUUAUUUGUUCAAUAUUAUCUACGUUGAUGCCCAAUUCUUCAGCCAUAUCGCGUACAGUACUGCGUCGAUCUGCUGAAAUGAGUCACCACUUCUCGGCCUUUUUUGGAAAGCGGAACAUCAUUUAUAUACUUCAAACUUAGAGAGGCACUAAUCUUCGAGUUGUUCAAUUAAUUUUCGAUAAAUUUCUGAGGAUUUUUCUUUAUCUUUGACCAAAAAUCGUCAUCUUUUUACCUCAUGACUAUAAGUACCCUAAAAAACGAAGUUAUGCAGUCCCGGCUAAUCUCUAAGCUUCAUAACAGACUAGUUAAACAUCCCGUAGGUUCACUAGACGCCGAGCUUCAUCUCUACAUAUCCAUACCUAGAACGUUUUCUCAUAUUUCAUCUCAAUAUAGUAAUUCUACAAGUGGUAAAGGAAUUUGUACUGCUGAGACAAUUAACUAUUCAUUUUUACUAAUGAUCCUGCGGUGAAGCGGUGAAAGCAUCAAUAUUUGAAGAUGUUUUCUUGACAAGAAAUUUCCCGUUUCGGCGAUGCUCCUUGGCUCUCAUUUUCUGUAGACUUGUUUCCAUACUACUUUUGCGAAGCUAACUUGAGUCUAAAGUGUACAACUAAUUAACCUUGUAUUCUACAAAAACUGAAAAUUGCUAUUCGUCAAGAAAUCUCAAAAGUAUCAGAAGAAAUUAUUUUAAGCGUGAUGUACAAUUGGAGGUGUGAGGAGAUCUUGAGUCGGAGAGACAUUUGAUCAUUUUAUUAAUUUAUUUAUUUUAGCUGUAACUAAAACAAAAGUUUUGAAAAUAAAUAAUAUUAUGUUUAUGUGAAAAAGGUGCGUUUUCUCUACGCUACCCUGUAUAAGAAUGAUCCGCUGAAGUCAGUAUUUCUCUCCAUGGAAAACAUAUUAAAUGGAAGUCAUAUGAAUGAUAUUGUAGAUUAGAUUUUAUAUUUACUCAUUUAUAGCCAUUUCCUUCAACUUAUUCU
Molecule: messenger RNA, 3357 nt
Organism: Diorhabda carinulata
Lineage: Eukaryota; Metazoa; Arthropoda; Insecta; Coleoptera; Chrysomelidae
Product: probable cytochrome P450 305a1
Exons: 7
Coding region: 29-1441 (470 amino acids)
Biological process (GO): xenobiotic metabolic process
Cellular component (GO): intracellular membrane-bounded organelle; cytoplasm
Molecular function (GO): iron ion binding; oxidoreductase activity, acting on paired donors, with incorporation or reduction of molecular oxygen, reduced flavin or flavoprotein as one donor, and incorporation of one atom of oxygen; heme binding
Source: RefSeq, a predicted model, not a curated record